AGCAAACAUUCCUCUGUCAGGCCUGGUCGUGAUUGAGACGCAUGCACGGACAGUACAGUUGAGCGAUACAUAUAUCACUCGCUGGAUAAAGCCUUAAAGAUUCUGGAUGCAGAGGCUAAGUCAGCUUGAAUGAUCUUUCAACAGAUGUAACGGCUGGUCUUCUAAACGCUACUCAGGAAUCAUUGGAUAUAAGAUGUUUAUUCGGACGUUAUGGAUUAUGUACUUGUUAUUUCAUCAAGUAUACUCAGAAGACAGCCUUGCAUGGUCCGAGUGCACUCCAUCAUGCUUGUGUGCCAUUGAUAGUAAUAACUACAUACACGCCCACUGUACUUCGAUCCAGCAGCUUCCCGAUACAGCCUUAAACAACCUGUCCUAUGGUCUUUAUUCGCUGUCUCUUCAGAAUUCCAGUCUUAAAAGAAUAACGAGUAAUGCCUUUCGGGGAUUUGAAAGUCUUCAAAAACUUUCAUUGACUAACAAUGGCAUCCAGAUCAUUGACGAAGGAGCCUUCAAGACCUUCAAUAGCCUGCGAAUACUUGAUCUCCGACAAAAUGACAUCAAAAUUUGGCGCGUUGGGUCAUCCGGGGUCUUAUCAUCUUUGAAAACCAUUCUAAUGUCCGGCAAUAAACAUUGGGUCCCGGAUGAAAACCUAUUGCGAUUGCGCAGUCUCAAGGAAGUGAGUGGAGUAACAUGGAGCUCACAAUGCACUGAGUGCACCUUACUCAAAACAUCUGAAAUCAAAGACUCAGAAGAUUUAACAGAUUUAACAGAUUUGAAUGCUACAAAUAGUACAAAUGGUUCGAUCGAGGACAAUUCUUGCCCAAUAACGCUGGAUAUUUUUUUCAUCCAUCAUAAAGAAGUAACUUACGACAAAGCUUACGAGUUUGUCAAACUUGGCUUCUCACCUCAAUGUUUGUGCCUGUCGUUAGAAUGCCAGGAUAGUGAGAUUGCUCAUCUGUACUUCAAGCAACUUUACGAUACUCCAAAGCAACUAUUCCAUACCCAGUACGCCCUGGGAAUUGUCGUGCUGUUGAUCAACCUUUUGGUAGUUUUAGUAGUGAUAACGUCAAAAGGACUGCGAACCAAUGCAUCAUUUAUCUUGAUCUGUAGUAUGGCCAUGAGUGAUGUGUUGAUCGGGUUAUACACUGUUGGUAUCGCUGUCUUUAAUCCUUUUACGGAAUCGACUGUUACACCCAGUAAAAUGAUGAAAAAUGAAAUCAGUAUGUGCCCAUACCUUGGAUUUGUAUUCACUACAGGUCAGACAACGACAGUGUUUAUAUCUCUGUUGCUGACGGUCGAACGAUACCUUGCAAUAGUGCGYUGCAUCAGACCCCGGCCUAAACUCCAAUUCAAGUACUCACUAGGCAUCUCUGCGCUGAUCUGGAUGCUUGGUUUCUCUUUUGCAGUACCCCCACUAUUUGGAGUCAAGCAGCUUCGAUACCACAAGUGGUUCCAGUGCACAAUGCCUUUCCAUAAGAGUACAGGUGUAUUAGAUGACACCUCGACAGUCACGCUUGUCAUUGCUAUCGGGUUUGUGAUGGUAUACGUGACCAGCGUGGGUCUCUAUCUGUACAUAUAUUUCUUCUUUUGCAAGUCAACAGCGCACUUGGCGAUAAGGCGAGAAGCGCGACUCGCAAAGCGGCUGUCUCUUGUUGUUUGUACAAACUUUCUGUUUUUCGUAGUUCCAACGGUUCUCUUUCUCUACUACGUUUAUCGUUUCAUGGCUGUUUUGUUUGACGUGGGAGAAACGUUUGCGAGUCUCCAGGGAUUCAUCAUCAUGGGGACCUGGGUACCUGUCACUUUACUCGCAGUCAAUUCAUUACUAAACCCUUUCAUGUAUGCCUUCAGACAUCAAAAGUUUCGACGAGAAAUCAGUCGUAUCUGUAGAAGACUGGACAAGUAUUUCGGUCAAACUGUGGUCACACAAGGAGACUUGAAUAAAUAUCAGAGAAAGAACUCACCGCUUAACCAGAAAGACCACUUACAUUUUCUCAUGCUCAGAAAAAAUGAACACGAACGAUGUCUAUGAUCAAUAAUAUAUAAAAUACUAAACAAGACGCGAGUUUGACGUUGAAUUGUACAGUAGCAUGAAGUCUAACAUGCCCAUAAUGUGUAUUUUAAAAUAUAAUCUCUAAAGAGAGAAACGUUAAACUAAGAUAUGUUUGCUAAUAAUCAAUGGUCAGCUAAGGUUAGAAAAKGUUAGAAAACAUGAAGCAUAUCGCGUAUAAGAAAGAUGUUUGUUCAUUAGGUAGAAAACAUGGUUUAGAGAUAUGAUAAAUGAACUGAAAUAAAACGAGUCCUAAACCUGAA
Messenger RNA from Actinia tenebrosa (Australian red waratah sea anemone), 2307 nucleotides. Its product is annotated as follicle-stimulating hormone receptor. Gene Ontology annotation, biological process: adenylate cyclase-activating G protein-coupled receptor signaling pathway; activation of adenylate cyclase activity; hormone-mediated signaling pathway. The record is from RefSeq and is a predicted model, not a curated record. NCBI's taxonomy places the organism in Eukaryota, Metazoa, Cnidaria, Anthozoa, Actiniaria, Actiniidae. Gene Ontology annotation, molecular function: protein binding; G protein-coupled peptide receptor activity. Gene Ontology annotation, cellular component: plasma membrane.